AGAGAGCAGAGAGCAGAGAGAUCAGUAAGAUCAGUAUUUACAAAACAAAGACAAAUACACAGCAAAGAAAAUUGAAAAUGCAGAGCCAAAACACAGAAAUGCAGGCUUUUCCGAUGAUCGAAACAGAGAUCCUUCGCCCUAUUGUGGACUUGUUUCUAGACAAGAUCACUCUCCAUCAGUGGGCCAAUCUGGAGGAGGGCUCUCAUGACAGGGAAACAAAGGAGAUCGUUACAGCCAUGUGUGUGGAUAUAGUCAACACUAUAUCCAAAUAUCUCCUUCAGCUAGUGGAGAAGAGGAGAACACUGACUCCACCCAGAGUAGCCUCUUCUGGAUUAAGAAAGUCCCAGAAGAGCAUCACAGAGGAGGAAGUCCAGGAGUGCGUCGGUGAGUCUUUCUCGCUGACUCUUGCGGACGCGAUGGGAGUCCAACAAGAUAUCCGUUGCAGCACAACAGAGACGGUGACGGAGCUCGUGGUGAAAGAGGUCGCAGAGAGGAUAAACUCAGACCGGGCCAGCCAGGGAGAAGAACCGCCGGCCACCAAAGGUUUCUCCAAGAGACUGAAGGAGAUGACGGACAAAGUGAUCAAGGUCAUGAAGAAGAUUUCAAAAAACAUGACUUGUUUGUCAGAGUCCACAAUAGAAAGUCUAGUCCCAACACCCAGAGACACAGAGGCACAGCCAGAGGAGGAGGAGGAGGAGAUGGAUGUAGCUGUGUUAAGCUGUGGGUCAUACAGAGCCCUCUAUACCAACCUGGAGGAAGAAACUAUUGCACCAGACAGUCCCAAAUAUCCGAUCUUUGUGACAGUGAAGUCUAUCCUGGAGGAACAAGCACAGGAUAUCAGUGUCCUUGACAAAAGUUCAGACCUUUCAGAGGAGGAAGUAUGCCUCCUUAACUCCAGCUCAGACAGCGACUCAGAAAAUGCGGCUUAUAGUAUUGUUGAAGUCAUCUGGGGAGAUACUGAACCAGAACCAGAAGCAGAACCUGAUCGUGACAGCCCUCUAAACAUUCAAUCAGAGGAAGAUCCCGCCCGGAGGAAGAUCACCAGACGGAUUAAAGAAUUCUUCAUCAGUACAUUCGCGAAAGAGUCCAUCAUCAGCUUUUUUGCUAAACUGAGGAAAAGAUUUUCAGUAUUGAUCCCAAAGAGCACCAAAGCAUCCAUGAAGUUGAUGAUCGACGGGGUGGGUGGGUUUGUGGAAGAAAUGAUGUCAUUGUACUCAGACGAGAUGGAAAUGAAUGUCAUAGAUAGGAUGUGUCUGUACAGAAGGAUGGCAAGAGACAUCAACUGGGGGCUGUUUGAACUCACAGAGAAGCGGCUCGCUGAGUUCACCUUCUUCCACCUGUCAGCGGAGAAAAAGCAGAAGGUUCACUUCAUGGGAUUUAUUAAAACUGAAGUGGACUCUUUCAUGAAGAUGAUGUGGAACUGGCUCAACCAGCAGGCAGAGCUGCACCAGAGGAGUAGCGACAACGCAACUGCUGCUCUCAGACAGAUCGAGACAUUUCUGGAGGGCACAUCAACAGAAGAAGAAACUGUCCCUGCAGAGCCAGCUUCGUGGGAGCACAAAGGCAGAGAGAAGUGGGACAGACUGACCUUAGAGAUCUUGGUGACUGGGCUGGCUAACCGGAUUCUCAAAAAGGUAGAGAUUGAUCACUCAAACAAGGCUUACCAGACAGCAAUCACAACAAUGACUGAGCUGCUCUGGGCAGAGAUGGAGGACGAAUACAUCAGGAUCAAUCUCAGCCCGAAGAACAUCAACAAGAUCCUGAAUGCGGUGCGCAAGCAGCUCUGCAAGGUAGGUGAAGAGUUGCUUUGGAGGUGCAUGCUGCUAGAAGAUCCAAGCAUCCUCCGACACAUAGCUGACACACUGAAGGACCACCUGAUGACACCAAGAGAGACCAACUGUGUAGCAGACUUCUUUGAGUCCCUUUUCAAGACCCUGACCAAGCCAUUCACGGCCAUCUUCAAACGUGGCUAAAGCAGCAGAGGAUAGAGGAUGGAUGGGUUUACUCCGAGCUCUUCGGUUUCUCCCACAGUUUACACAAAACUUAAAAAAACCCUAAAAAACAAAACAAACAAAAAAAAAAUAACAACAUCUUGUAAAAUAAUAUUUCUCUC
Molecule: messenger RNA, 2113 nt
Organism: Notolabrus celidotus (New Zealand spotty)
Lineage: Eukaryota; Metazoa; Chordata; Actinopteri; Labriformes; Labridae
Exons: 2
Coding region: 78-1973 (631 amino acids)
Source: RefSeq, a predicted model, not a curated record